Messenger RNA from Ichthyophthirius multifiliis, 469 nucleotides. RefSeq lists its product as hypothetical. NCBI's taxonomy places the organism in Eukaryota, Ciliophora, Oligohymenophorea, Hymenostomatida. The transcript is spliced from 2 exons. The record is from RefSeq and is a predicted model, not a curated record.
AUGAUGACAGAAAAAAAUAAAGCACUUCCAUAUCAUGAACAACCAGAACAUCCAAGAACUAAAUCAUCUGUAAUGACAGAUAUGAGAAAAACUAACUUAGUAUAAAGGUCUACAAUCGAUAAUUAAAACAAUGAUUUACUUUAAUAAAUUUAAAGUCUUUAAUUACAACUAGAAAAUAAAUCAAAAGAAAUUAGAAUGUUAAGAAAUGAAAAGAAUGAAUUAACUACAAAAUUAAUGGAUGUUUCAUAAAAAGUUUAAUUUAUUGAAACAAAAGAAUUCACCAGUAGCGAAAAUACUGUUAAUGUUAUUAAAAAUUUAGAAAAAUAAAUAGAAGAAGUAUAAUUUGCAAAUACAGAUUUAAGGUAAAAAUAUCAAUAAAAAUAAAAAAAUAAAUUUAACUUAAAAGAGCUGACUUAAGUAAUUAUAAAAAAAUGAAAAAAACUCUUGAAGACGAAAUAGAAAAUUUAAA